AUGAAUCAAGACGUAGAGGAGGCUGCAGGUCACAGUAAGACACUCAGACCAGAGUCUGCACUACACAGCUGUGUGACCAUGAAGAAUGACCAGGACAUGGAUGAUCCUGGAAACAUGAGUAGCACAUCAACACAGCCCAAUGCAGGACGACACACACACAGACCUCAAUCUCCAGCGCCCAGCUGUGUGUCUAUGAAGAGUGACCAGUCCAUGCCUCAGCCUCUUAACUUCAGCAGUCAACCAGUUCCAUCUGGUCUAAAACAACACACACCCAGGCCUAAAUCUCCAGCGCCCAGCUGUGUGUCUAUGAAGAGUGACCAGUCCAUGCCUCAGCCUCUUAACUUCAGCAGUCAACCAGUUCCAUCAAUUCUGAAUGAAUUGAGUGCUGAUCUGACCCAGGAUCAGUCCAGGUGUGGAGAAUGUGAGAGGGUACCGAGUGACCCAGUCAUCACCACCUGUGGACACUACUGGGAGCAGCCUGCACUGCCAGGACACCAAACCUGUCCCCAGUGUGUAAAGAAAUACAGAACUCAUCCUCCUCUACAGCCUCUUCUGGAUGAACACGCAGACAUGGUAGAAAGCAGCAGACACCUGCACACUGAACACAGACCAGGCAAAAGAAGUAAACUAGCUGAUGAAGUCCCGUGGAGAGUUAUAGAGAAGCAUAAAGCCAGUCUGAAGAGGAGGUUUGAAAACAUAUCUGAAGGCAUCAUCAAACCAGGAGCUGAGACACCCCUCAAUAAGAUCUACACAGAUCUCUACAUCACAGAGGGAGAGAGUGAAGGGGUGAAUAAGGAACAUGAGGUGUGGCAGGUAGAGUCAGCAUCCAGAGCACAAACCACAGAAGACACACCAAUCAACUGCAAUGACAUCUUCCAGCCCUUACCUGGACAAGAGAAGCACAUCAGAACUGUGAUGACCAAAGGUGUUGCUGGCAUUGGAAAAACCGUCUCAGUGCAGAAGUUCAUCCUUGAUUGGAUAAAUGGGGUAGCCAAUCAGAAUGUAGACUUUAUGUUUCCUCUUCCUUUUCGUGAGCUGAAUUUAGUGAGGGAUGAUCAGUAUAGUCUUCACAAGCUCCUGCUUGACUUCCACCCUGAGCUGAAGGAGCUGAAGAAUGGUAAAGAAUACAGAGACUGUCAGAUUGUGUUCAUCUUUGAUGGUUUGGAUGAGAGUCGAAGUUUACUACAUUUCCAGCCGAAGAUGUUGGUGUCUGAUGUUGAACAAAUAUCAUCAGUGGAUGUUCUGAUGACAAGCCUCAUUCAGGGGAGUCUGCUUCCCGCUGCACUCAUCUGGAUAACCUCACGACCAGCAGCAACCAGUCAAAUUCCUGCUCAGUGCAUUGAUCAGGUGACAGAAGUACGAGGGUUCAAUGACCCUCAGAAGGAAGAGUACUUCAGGAAGAGAAUCAGUGAUGAGAGUCAGGCCACCAGAAUCAUCUCACACAUUAAGGCUUCCAGGAGUCUCCACAUCAUGUGCCACAUUCCAGUCUUCUGUUGGAUUGCAGCCACAGUACUUCAGCAGAUGCUGGAACAGGACAACACCCAGGAAGUCCCCCAAAGUCUGACUGAAAUGUUCAUACAAUUUCUGCUCAUCCAAAUCACCAGAAAGAAUCAGAAGUAUCAAACUGGAAAACAGACAAAUAAAGAGCAGCUCCUGGAAUCACAGGAAGAAAUUAUACUGAAGCUGGCAAAACUGGCUUUCGAGAAUCUAGUGAAUGGCAAUGUCAUGUUUUACGAAGAAGACCUGAGAGAGUGUGGCAUUGAUGUCAGUGAAGCCUCAGUGUAUUCUGGCAUGUGCACUGAAAUCUUCAAGGAAGAAUCUGUGUUUCACCAGAGGAAGGUCUACUGCUUUGUGCAUCUAAGCAUCCAGGAGUUUCUGGCUGCACUUCAUGUUUUUGUCUCUUACGUCCAGCAGAUGCAGACCAUAGGGAAUUUUUUCUGCUUGGAAGAGUCGCUAAAGUUGGCAGUAACCAAAGUUUUGGAAAGCAGGAAUGGACACCUGGAUCUUUUCCUUCGAUUCCUUAUGGGCAUCUCUCUGGAGAGAAAUCAGAGACUUUUGGAAGGUCUACUGAACCACACACACAACAGCUCAGAGAGCAUUAGGAAAAUGUGUCAGUACAUUAAAGAGCUCAACAAAGAGGAUCUUUCCCCUGAAAGAUGCAUCAGUCUUUUGCAGUGCUUAUCUGAAAUGAAUGAUCAUGCCAUGCAUGAAGAAAUUCAAGAGUACCUGAAAUUACCAAAGGGCUUCAGACAGAAAUUGUCUCCUGCUCACUGUUCAACACUGGCCCACAUGCUUCUGAUGUCUGAAGAGGUGCGGGAAGAGUUUGACCUGAAGACAUACAACACAUCAGAUGAAGGACGCAGGAGAAUGAUCCCAGCCCUGAGGUGCUUCAGAACAGCAAAACUUGGUGACUGUAAACUCAGUGGUGAAUCCUGCAAGAUUGUGGCCUGUGUUCUGCAUUCAGUAAACUCCCUAAUAGAGCUGGACCUGAGUCACAAUGAUCUUGGAGAUUCUGGAGUCCAGCUUCUGUGUGAGGGACUGGCCAGUCCUCACUGUCAUCUGCAGAUAUUAAGGCUGUCUUGUUCUCUAAUCUCAGAGGGAGGCUGUGGAUUUCUGGCUUCAGCUCUGACUUCAAACCCCUCUCAUCUAAAAGAGCUGGAUCUGAGCUAUAACCAUCCUGGAGAAUCUGGAUUUAAGCUGUUUUCUGCUAGACUGGAGGAUCCUCACUGUAAACUGGAGAUACUUAAUGUGGACCACUGCGCAGAAAUCAGACUCAGACCAGGUGUGCAGAAAUAUCCUUGUGAGCUCACACUGGACCCGAACACAGCAUACAUACGACUCUCUCUCUCUGAGGGGAACAGAAAGGUGACAUGUGGGAAUGAAGACCAGCGGCAUCCUGACCACCCAGAGAGAUUUGACAGCUGGCCUCAGGUGUUGUGUAAAGAGGGUCUGACUGGACGCUGCUACUGGGAAGCUGAGUGGAGUGGGGGUGCGGCUCAUAUAGCUGUGGCGUAUAAAAGCAUUAAGAGGAAAGGAAAGAGUGAUGACUGCUGUCUUGGAUAUAAUGACAAGUCCUGGAGUCUGUACUGCUCUCCUGACAGUUACUAUGUCUGGCACAAUAAUGUACGCACUGACAUACCUGACCCCUCCUCCCGCUCCAGCACAGUAGGAGUGUACCUGGACUGGCCGGCCGGCACUCUGUCCUUCUACAGCGUCUCCGCUGACACACUCACCCACCUGCACGCGUUCCACUCCACAUUCACUGAGCCCCUCUAUCCAGGGUUUGGGGUUCAUGAUGACUCCUCAGUGUCCCUGUGCCAGAUC
This is a messenger RNA of Clupea harengus (Atlantic herring), 3324 nucleotides long. Its product is annotated as NACHT, LRR and PYD domains-containing protein 3-like. The record is from RefSeq and is a predicted model, not a curated record. Gene Ontology annotation, molecular function: protein binding. The transcript is spliced from 9 exons. Lineage: Eukaryota; Metazoa; Chordata; Actinopteri; Clupeiformes; Clupeidae. The annotation marks the transcript as partial.